Messenger RNA from Aphanomyces astaci, 704 nucleotides. RefSeq lists its product as hypothetical. The coding region runs from base 152 to 616 and encodes 154 amino acids. The record is from RefSeq and is a predicted model, not a curated record. NCBI's taxonomy places the organism in Eukaryota, Oomycota, Saprolegniomycetes, Saprolegniales, Verrucalvaceae. The transcript has a single exon.
UACUACUAGUACUACUAGUAGUAGACGAUCGAGGCGACGCAAACAAAUCUUCACGCACACGUGGCUGCCGGAAUGGCGACUGGUCUACAGGUGGGGUGGAUUCGAUAGCGGAACGUGAUGAUAAUGAUACAGGGGUAGCUGUGGUUCUUUGAUGCGUGGGGGUACGACGGCGGCGGGGGUCGAUAUGCGAUGCCGUUUUCGGUCGGUCACAAGCGGGGCUCAAGCUUGUGGGACUGGGGGCUCCAUGUGUUUUGGCGUGGUCGUCGACUUGGGCGGCUACGACAGCGUUUGGCGUGGCCUGGUUUUGAGGGUUGUUUUUACUCGUGGCCUCCACGUCAUUCUCCGAGGAUACCACCACGAUACUGUGGUUGUUAUAGUUGGUUGGCUCUUUCACCACGUUUGCAUGUCGUGGUGUGUUGCUGGAAUCGACAGUAGUAGUACGUGGUGGCAUGUUGUGAAUCCAAGCGCCUUGGCUGGCAAACUCGUCUUCUACCGCCACUCUCUCAACAUGUCCAUCGUCGUCCGACAGGCCGCCACCGCCGCUCCAUUCCGACAUGUCCACCGACGAUGCCGAUCUCGAUGCCGCCGUCUGCUUCACAUCCGAACCAACUGCUGAUUCCAACGGCAUUUGCUUGUGGUGUCGUCCUCGGCGCCCUUGUUUGCGGAGUUUCUUCUUGAGAGCGUCCAGCUUUUGCUGGCGAUGC